Molecule: messenger RNA, 1313 nt
Organism: Sinocyclocheilus anshuiensis
Lineage: Eukaryota; Metazoa; Chordata; Actinopteri; Cypriniformes; Cyprinidae
Product: LIM domain only protein 3
Exons: 4
Coding region: 286-789 (167 amino acids)
Biological process (GO): positive regulation of transcription by RNA polymerase II
Cellular component (GO): nucleus
Molecular function (GO): transcription coactivator activity; DNA-binding transcription factor binding
Source: RefSeq, a predicted model, not a curated record
UCGCCGCCACUUGCCUCGCCACGGCUGCUGGUCGAUCUAAUUUCAUAGUCGAGCACUGUUGUGACAAACGGAGUCUUAACAGCGUGUGGCGCUGAGCGAUAGCGGCUCGAUCUAUCUUUCUUUCUUCCUCCCUCCCGUGUUUUGUUGAUUGGUGUUUUCGUCGUUUUCACUCUUUUCUGGCGGAGCGAGGUGGAUUGUUACUUGUAACAAAAGCGAAGCACCCUCGCGCGCAUACAGCAGCUGCUCACUUUACGCGCAUCUUUGGCUCGAGCCUCGUCUUGUUGCAUGGUGUUUCUGGGAGCCGAAGCGGGUCAACCAAUGCAGAAAAGGGAGAAAAGUUUCGGUAUACAAAUGCUCUCCGUCCAGCCGGACACCAAGCCAAAGGGCUGUGCCGGCUGCAACCGUAAAAUCAAGGACCGCUACCUUCUGAAGGCCUUGGACAAGUACUGGCACGAAGACUGCCUCAAGUGCGCCUGCUGCGACUGCCGACUCGGCGAGGUGGGCUCCACGCUGUACACCAAAGCCAACCUCAUCCUCUGUCGGAGGGACUACCUACGGUUGUUCGGUGUGACAGGGAACUGUGCGGCUUGCAGUAAACUCAUCCCAGCAUUUGAGAUGGUAAUGAGAGCCAAGGAGAACGUCUAUCACCUGGACUGCUUUGCCUGCCAGCUGUGUAACCAGAGGUUCUGCGUUGGAGACAAGUUCUUCCUGAAGAACAACAUGAUCCUGUGCCAGACAGACUACGAGGAAGGACUGAUGAAGGAGGGCUACGCGCCGCAGGUCCGCUGACCACCCCACGACCCCGCUGCUCGCAGGAGGGGAAAGAGCUGCGAGAGGACCUGAAGGGAACAUGCAAUCAGACAUAAGAAGCACUAGUAUCCUCUCCAGCCCCUGUCCCCAUUACAUUGUAUAUACGAAGAGCCCACAUAAGGGACGGUGUACUGUACAGUUUAGCCAUAGACGUUUUUGGUAAGUGGGAGAAUGUUCGAAGACGGACCAAGACUGAUGCUGCCUGACGGCCUUAUGAAGACCAGAAAUCUCAAUGGCCCGACUUUUGUGAACUUUAACACACACAAACGUACAACCCCAAGUCCACAUCGCAAUUGCAUUUCACUUGCUUUACAGGGUGAAGACCACAUAGUAAAAAAAAAAAAAUCCAGUAUUUAUUGGCGAAUGAGAAGGACCCAUGUCAACAUAAGAUCUCAGGUUGAAUGGGUUUCCUCAUUGUCCUUUCUAUUUUUCGUUUUCAUCGUGUCUUAAUUGCGUUUCCAGCAACAAGCUAUUUGGAUAAACACAAACAGCCAAUCAGAAGA